CCCCGCCGCGGCGCUGCCAUGGAAACGGGCCGCGACGGCGGCCGCCGAGGGACACAAAGGGUGCCGGAGCGGCGCUGGAGGCGCGAGCGGGCCCCGCCGCCGCUGAGGAGGGCCUCCUCCGCCGCCAUGGAGGCCGCGGCGGGCCAGGCGGCCGCCCCUCCGCCGCCGCCCCGCUACCGGCUGCUGACGGAGAUCGGGCGCGGGGCCUACGGCGUGGUGUACGAGGCGGUGUCCGGCCGCAGCGGGGCCCGCCUGGCCGUCAAGCGCAUCCGCUGCGACGCGCCCGAGAACGUGGAGCUGGCGCUGGCCGAGUUCUGGGCCCUGACCAGCCUCCGCCGCCGCCACCCCAACGUGGUGCGCUUCGAGGAGUGCGUCCUGCAGCGCGACGGCCUCGGGCAGCGCAUGAGCCACGGCAACAAGCAGAGCGCCCUCUACCUCCGCCUCGUCGAGACCUCCCUCAAGGGCGAGAGGAUCCUGGGCUACGCUGAAGAACCCUGCUAUCUCUGGUUCGUCAUGGAGUACUGUGAAGGCGGAGACCUGAACCAGUACAUCCUCUCCCGCAGACCGGACCCGGCCACCAACAGGAGUUUCAUGCUCCAGCUGACGAGCGCCAUUGCCUUCCUUCACAAGAACCACAUUGUGCACAGGGACCUGAAGCCGGACAACAUCCUGAUCACCGAGAAAUCCGGCGCGCCUGUCCUCAAGGUGGCCGACUUUGGACUCAGCAAGGUGUGCGCCGGCUUGACCGCCCGAGGCGAGGGGGGGAACGACAACAAAGAUGUGAAUGUGAACAAGUACUGGCUGUCGUCCGCUUGCGGCUCGGACUUCUACAUGGCUCCGGAGGUCUGGGAGGGGCACUACACUGCCAAGGCCGACAUCUUUGCGCUGGGCAUCAUCAUCUGGGCAAUGAUUGAGAGGAUAACGUUUAUUGACGCAGAGACCAAGAAGGAGCUGCUGGGGACUUACAUCAAGCAGGGAACCGAGAUUGUCCCCGUUGGGGAGGCGCUGCUAGAAAACCCAAAGAUGGAGCUGCACAUCCCCCAGAAACGCAGGACUUCCAUGUCUGAGGGGAUCAAGCAGCUCUUGAAAGACAUGUUGGCUGCUAAUCCGCAGGACCGCCCCGAUGCCUUUGAGCUUGAAUCCAGGAUGGACCAGGUUACUUGUGCUGCUUAAAACUCAGGUUGAAGCGUUGGUGCGCUUUGAAAAUUAGGGAUUUCUUACCAGGGAC
Euleptes europaea (tarantolino) is the source of this 1228-nucleotide messenger RNA. RefSeq names its product serine/threonine-protein kinase 35-like. Gene Ontology annotation, molecular function: protein serine/threonine kinase activity; ATP binding. Gene Ontology annotation, biological process: axon extension; autophagy; positive regulation of autophagy. The transcript has 3 exons. NCBI's taxonomy places the organism in Eukaryota, Metazoa, Chordata, Lepidosauria, Squamata, Sphaerodactylidae. The record is from RefSeq and is a predicted model, not a curated record. Gene Ontology annotation, cellular component: autophagosome; cytoplasm. Bases 19 to 1173 code for a protein of 384 amino acids.